This is a messenger RNA of Dicrocoelium dendriticum, 753 nucleotides long. Lineage: Eukaryota; Metazoa; Platyhelminthes; Trematoda; Plagiorchiida; Dicrocoeliidae. The record is from the annotation of a GenBank genome assembly.
AUGGGCUUCACUUUCGAUACUGCUGCAAUCGAUACACACGUGCCUGCCCCAAUGCCAACUAUCGUCCAUCCCAUGAAUCAACUGUUGAUGACAAACCCACCCCCAUUCCCAAUUGAAGAGAUUCUGCUGAACAUGAUUCAACAUCAAGCCAGACUGACUGUGCCUGCCUCACCGGAUCCCAUCGGGUUACCCUCGCCUGCAUGUACAGACAAACCACAACAAGUGGAGGCAUUGCAUUCGCUAACGGCAGCCUUAUUUCCUGGAGCAGCAGCUGCUGCGACCCUGACAGCAUUGAGUCAAUUAAUUAUGCCAAAUGCUUCCACCAACUCCGUCCCCUUAUUCAACCAACCAUCACUGUUUCCAUCCGCACUGACGAAUCCAUCCGAUACGCAAACUGACCCGAAGUUCGUCCAUCCCCACUUGUUAACUCAACCCUCAUCUGCAGGUGCCACCACGAAUCCCCUUGGUCAGUUACUCCGAGCAAUUGCUAUGACAAACUCGACUACUGCGCCUGUCACCGCCGACCUGCGCUCGUCAUCUCAGGGGACUUUGACAGACGCACGGCUACAUGUUGGCAGUGAACAGGGAUUGGAUUUGGCAGUCGGUAAUAGGACAAGGGUCUCGAGACAAGAUCAGCCGCCAUCGACAAGUGUCACAGCCCUAGUCCACCAAAAUGCCGGCCGGACGUCAAUUUGUUCCCCUGAUUGGUCAGUCAAGACCUUCUUUUCAAGUCACUUUCCUUUAUCGGUCUAA